Messenger RNA from Pocillopora verrucosa, 4359 nucleotides. Its product is annotated as bone morphogenetic protein 1. The record is from RefSeq and is a predicted model, not a curated record. NCBI's taxonomy places the organism in Eukaryota, Metazoa, Cnidaria, Anthozoa, Scleractinia, Pocilloporidae. Gene Ontology annotation, biological process: proteolysis. Gene Ontology annotation, molecular function: zinc ion binding; metalloendopeptidase activity.
CCGUGUGACGUACACUCAGCGCUCUACAUAAAGCCGCGAAUUUGGAGCACGAAUCUUCCAAAUACCGCAUCCGACGCGUGAAAGCAAUGGCGCUGGUACCUAACGGUUUGCUCUACUUUAUCCUAAUGACGAGUUGGAUCAGCAGAUCGCUUAUGUCGCCUGUGGCGAAACAACAUACAGCAGCUUUUGAUGAAAUAGCCAGAGUCAAUCAGAAUUAUGCUAAAUAUCAAGAAGGCAGCGAGUGGCAGGUGGAUAUGAAACUGCCAAGGAGAAAUGUAGGAAGAAAGGGAGUUGAUGGCUCGGCUCCCAUAAGAGACAGGUCAAACCUAUGGCCAAAGGGAAUCAUACCGUAUACAAUAGCAUACAGCAUUCCUGGAAACAGCAAAAUUCGUCAACUUCUAAAAGAUGCCAUGGCAGAAUACGAAAAACAUACCUGUAUCAAAUUCGUAGAAAGGGAGAAUCAGGUGGAUUACGUGGAAUUUUAUUACGGUGAAGGUUGUAACUCUGAUGUUGGCCGAAUUGGUGGUAGACAAACCACUUCCCUUGGACGAGGAUGCGCGCACCAUGGUAUUGUGGUCCAUGAACUGGGGCAUUUGGUUGGUUUUUGGCACGAACAGAACCGCCCCGAUAGAGAUAACUAUAUUGAAAUCAAGGAGGAAAACAUAAUACCCAAGUUCAAGUACGCGUUUCACAAAUACAGUUCACGGAGGAUUGACAGUCUUGGUGUGGAGUACGAUUAUAAGUCUGUCAUGCACUACGGCGCGAAAGCCUUCUCUAAAAACGGUUUACCGACCAUUGUGGCACGACAACGGUCCAUUAAAACGUUUGGCAAUACUAACUUGAGUAUACUGGACAUCCAGCAAGUAAACCUCCUGUACAGGUGUCCAGAUUAUCCAAAGUUCCCGCAAGAUUUUGUUUGGAGUAGCAAUGGGCAGAUGAGGAAGAACGCGACUUACAGUAUUUAUGCGAGAUGUAUUCGAAUAACUCACCAUAGAUCAGCUAGUUGGAGAGACAACUAUAUGUGCUACAGAAAGGACAAGAAAUCUCUCUCGCUCAGUUUUUCAACCAGAGGACCCGUACCUGGCAAAAAGUGCCUCCAAAUUCGCACACCAACGAAAUCCUACUAUGAGAUCUGGGACAGAUCUUAUCUCUGUUGGCCACAUGACGGAAUUUACAAAUUCAAGUGGUUAACGCAUGCGCCAACUGCUGAGGAAAGAGCCAAUUGUUUGGAAUGGAGUGAACCACGUGAUCCGACUUGGGGACGCAACAGAUAUUUCCUGUGUGCUACAAAAGAUCGAAAACCCAUCGACGGCAACUGGACCCGGUGGACGCCCUGGACAACAUGCACACGUAAGUGUGGAGGAGGAGUUCAGAGUCGCCUUCGCUCUUGCACCAAUCCUCAACCGUCCUCCGGGGGUCAGUACUGCGUGGGUAAGGCCUCCGAUACAAGGAUGUGUAACACACAGGAGUGUGCAGAAUGGCCAAAAUUCCCGGAAGACUUCAGCUUUGGUCGAAAACCAAGAGCAGGCCCAAAUGAAACAUGCGUAAGAAUAUUUGAGCGAUUGGACUAUUUCACCUUUAAGGAUUACCUACUGUGUUCGGCGGCGGACAAGAGGCAACCAGAAAUGCGCUGGUCAGACCAAGGAGAAGUUAAUAACAGGGAGUGUACACGAAUCCUUGUUCCUGAGGAUUCACAAGGUACUAAAAGAGGUCGUUGGGACAAUAACUACCUGUGUAUCUCAACAGACGGCGGGUUUCCCUACAGAUUUGUGUGGUCGUAUUCGAACCGCAUUGCAGGCUUACCUUGUUUAAGAUGGUAUGCGAAGAACGGAAGAGAUGGUUGGGACAAAACUUAUUUAUGUGCUGAGGAUCGCUUCAAGUCUCCAGUAACUCCGGUGGUGAUCAUUAAUGGUGGUUGGUCGUUAUGGACUUCAUGGAACACUUGCAGUAAAAGCUGCGGUAGUGGUAAACAGCACAGAGUACGGCAGUGCGACAAUCCAAAACCCAGUAGAAAUGGACGCACUUGCCAGGGAAAACCGUUGGAUGAGAGGUUAUGCAAUGAGCAGAAAUGCCCGUCUGCUUGUGGUCACGAAUUGCAAGCGGUCAGCGGAAGAUUUAAUUCACCCAACUAUCCUAAGCCUUAUCCAGGAAAAAUGAACUGCGAGUGGGUUAUUCGUGUGCCAGAUGGACAAAGAAUUGAAUUUAAGUUUCUCUUCUUUAAUGUUUAUGGCUCUUAUCCAUUAUGCGAUGAUUCCGUCUCAGUGUACGAUGGCCAAACUGUCUCGUCCCGUCGCAUCGGCAAGUUCUGUGGCUCCAAACUCCCGGCUGUUCUUCGUUCAAGUUCCAACGUCCUGCUGGUUAAAUUCCACUCAAAUGUACAGCGUGGUUACUAUGGGUUUAAUGCCAAAUGGGAAGCGAAGAAGGUGGAAGUUAAGGAAACUGCAAAUGAGUGUGGCCGGCAGCUAACGGAGUCUACUGGGACACUGACCAGUCCCGGGUAUCCAGGCAGCUAUCCUCCUAAUGCGGACUGUAUCUGGGUAAUUACGGCGCCACGUGGCCACUACAUUGAGCUGAAAUUCAAAAUAUUUGACAUACAUAAAGUCGGUAGAGGUUGCCGAUACGAUUAUGUCGAAGUACGUGAUGGUAACUCAAGGAAUUCACCAUCAUUAGGAAGACAUUGUGGACAAUCAGUUGAUGAAAAGUUCCAAACAAUGUCCAACCACGCUCGCAUACGUCUGCAUUCCGACGGUUCCCGCGAGAGGAAAGGAUUUGUUCUUACAUGGAGGAGUCUCCGAAAACCCGUCGUUACACAGGAGCCAACCACUAAACCGCUAUGUCCCCGUGGGUGGGUUUCCCACCUAAUGAACGGAACAGACAUGGUGUACUGUUACCUGGUCAGACACAACACGCACACGUGGUACAUGGCAAGAAAUGAUUGCAUAAGAUCUCGCUCUGACCUGCUGAGCAUCAGUAACGCCAAAGAACAAGAAUUUGUCACAAAACAUCUGCUGGCUGAGUCAUUCAUGUGGAUUGGCUACAAUGAUAUACAAAGGGAAGGACAAUGGGCGUGGAGCGACAGAACUCAUCAAAGUUAUAAAAACUGGGCGACGGGUGAUCCAAACAAUGGGGGUCGGUCCAGAAAAAAAGACGAGGACUGCGCUGUCUUGAAGUCCGACGGAAAAUGGAAUGACUACCCGUGCACCACACGCUUCAAAUACAUCUGCAAGGCGAGAGCAAGUCGUCUGUCUGUUGAAGGGUUGCACUCCAGGAGGCGAGAUCCAAGAUAAAAGGCAGCCAUUCAGUAAAGCUGUACAUCGCGAAUUUGUAUGUUUAUCACUCAAUAUCAAAUAUGACUAUGAUGACUAGACGGACUAUCCCCUUGACGUUGUAAAGCAGGUCCUGUACGAGAAGAGCGGGGACAGACGGCUCCCUUUCCCUACAGGUGGUUCGGCGCCAGUAAGACUGAGAAUGAAAGGGUUGUAUCAUAAUCAUGGAGGAACGCUGUAAGAUAUACAGACUUUUUACGCUUUUUAUCAAACAUCAGGAAACACAUAUGAACCGGAUAAACAACACAAAUGAGCGAUAUUGCUUUAACUGAAUGAGAAACACUUACCACAGAUUCACUUUUAGUGCUCUGUAGGUUUCCCUCACUUGGAGUCACGAAGAAAUCGCAGUUGUUUUACUACAUCAUUAUAACCUAUUAAGAAAAAUGUUGUCAGACUGUUGUUUCGAUGGAAAUUAAUUUUACUUACCUAAUUGAAAUAGUGUAUCAUGCUCCACGAAUUGCCCAAACUGUGCGGCAUGAGCUGAUGUCAUCUUUAGCGCGUAGUUAUCAAUUCAUGAAAAAUCUAGCGACGAGAAAGAAGCAUUUUAGUUAUGAAAGACCGACUACCCUCGAGAAGUACUGCACAAAUAAUAGCGAGAAGAUGGGAAUUUAAGAAAGUGACUAGGAGACUCGAGAAAGUGUAGAUAACAUCUUCCAGUGGCACGUUGGUCUUCGUUAUCAGGGUUUAGGUCAAAUUGUAGUGUUCUUUCGAUAGACCACAAAUAACUGCAUAAGAUGUACUAGGUAAACGUUAAAGAGCGCUUGCAAGCGGGUAAGCAAGCGGGUGGUCUUGCGUCGACAUUAGUAUGUGAGAUUCUGUCUGUACUAACAAUAACAAUAACCACUCCACUACUUACUUUGUUCAAGAACCUAAGACCUGGCUAUAUGCUCAUUUACUUGGCCGACUUCUGUAGUACUUUUAAAAUAUUGUGUAAAAGUACAGCUUAAAACUGGACGGCAUUAUGCUAAAAUAUGUGAAUAAGUGCAAAGAGAAUAAAUAUUUAACUGACAUGUUUAAAACAAGUCUUGUCUAU